Messenger RNA from Sipha flava (yellow sugarcane aphid), 1615 nucleotides. Its product is annotated as WD repeat domain phosphoinositide-interacting protein 3. Gene Ontology annotation, biological process: autophagy of mitochondrion; protein localization to phagophore assembly site; protein lipidation. The record is from RefSeq and is a predicted model, not a curated record. Gene Ontology annotation, molecular function: phosphatidylinositol-3-phosphate binding; phosphatidylinositol-3,5-bisphosphate binding; protein binding. The transcript is spliced from 7 exons. Lineage: Eukaryota; Metazoa; Arthropoda; Insecta; Hemiptera; Aphididae. Bases 505 to 1545 code for a protein of 346 amino acids. Gene Ontology annotation, cellular component: extrinsic component of membrane; phagophore assembly site membrane; cytosol.
GGUGCCAAUAGACGGUAUACGACGGUGUUUGCGCAACGUUGUUCUGAUGGUGGUAUCACGUUGAUAACGACGGCGGUGGAGAGAUAAACGCGACGUGUUAAAAAACGAAAUUUCGUAUGCACGAAAUAGGAGAACAAUAACAACGAUUGGAAACCAAGCCUUUCCUCGAGUAAUUUUUGUCUUGUCCACGGACAUAAUUUGCUGAUACGAGAUUUCUUGACUACAGACUCGACGUAUUAUUUUUAAGAAAUCAAUUUCGAUUGGAGAGUAGGUACCAUUCUGCUGCAUAAUAAAAUAUAUCUCUAAGACUGGUUUUCAUUUUCGUCUCUUCUAUUAUAAUAUUGUUUAUAUCAGUCAGUCGAUAUUUUCUGGUUUUCUCGUUUCUACUCAGUGACAAUGCUUUAUUCAAAAUCUAGUGUUCGUUGCGCACACCGAUAGGUGUCCAUAGACUUUCAGCAGUAAUAAUAAAAGCUCGUAUCUGUGCUAUCUGAUGUGAACGAAAGGAUGAACGUCGGUAGGACCAAUCCCCAUGGCAACGGACUGUUAUUCGCUGGCUUCAAUCAAGACCAAGGAUGUUUUGCUUGUGGAAUGGAUAAAGGUUUUAGAGUUUAUAACUGUGACCCCUUGAAAGAAAAAGUGCGUCAAGAUUUUCCUGAUGGUGGCCUUGCCUUUGUAGAGAUGUUAUUUAGGUGUAACUAUUUGGCAAUGGUUGGUGGAGGUAUAUCACCAAAAUAUCCUACAAACAGAGUUGUUAUCUGGGAUGAUCUGAAAAAAGAUUCUGUAAUUACGUUGGAGUUCAACACACACGUGCUAUGCGUCCGGCUAAGAAGAGAUCGAAUAGUUGUUGUGCUUGAAGGAGUCAUUAAAGUAUACACAUUCACACAAACUCCACAGCAGUUACAUGUAUUUGAAACACAUGCAAAUCCAAAAGGUUUGUGUAUGUUGUGCCCAAAUAGCAAUAAUUCUUUAUUAGCAUUUCCUGGACGAAAGACAGGGCAUGUUCAACUAGUAGAUCUGGCGGACACAGAUAAACCACCUUUAGACAUAGCUGCACACGAAACACUUUUAGGAUGUAUAGCUCUUAAUUUACAGGGUACAAGAUUAGCUACUGCAUCUGAAAGAGGAACUUUAAUAAGAGUGUUUGAUACAAAAUCCGGAAUCAUGUUAUAUGAAUUUCGAAGAGGUACCAAUACUGCUCAAAUUUAUUGCAUUAACUUCAAUGCAGAUUCAACUAUGAUGUGUGUGGCUAGCGAUCACGGAACCAUUCAUAUAUUUGCAUUAGAAGACCAAAGUUUAAAUAAACAAUCUAGUUUAGCAUCCAAUUUCCUACCAAAAUACUUCAGUUCCAGUUGGAGCUUUUGUAAGUUUCAAGUACCUAAUGGACCACAGUGUGUUUGCGCAUUUGGAUCAGAAAACAAUUGUAUCAUAGUUAUUUGUGCUGACGGAAACUACUACAAGUUUGUGUUCAAUCAAAAAGGUGAAUGUUGGAGAGAUAUUUGUGCUCAAUUUCUAGAAAUAACAAAUGAUAAUAACCUUAUUAGUUGAUGUUAUAUUUUAUUAUUGUCUAUAACUAUUCAUUUGUUGUUAGGUAUCAUAUUCCAUAUCGUUUUAUUAA